Messenger RNA from Solea senegalensis (Senegalese sole), 10840 nucleotides. It is a transcript of the gene kcna4, whose product is annotated as potassium voltage-gated channel, shaker-related subfamily, member 4. Gene Ontology annotation, cellular component: voltage-gated potassium channel complex; membrane. Gene Ontology annotation, biological process: potassium ion transmembrane transport; protein homooligomerization. NCBI's taxonomy places the organism in Eukaryota, Metazoa, Chordata, Actinopteri, Pleuronectiformes, Soleidae. The transcript has 3 exons. Gene Ontology annotation, molecular function: delayed rectifier potassium channel activity; potassium ion binding; protein binding. The record is from RefSeq and is a predicted model, not a curated record. The coding region runs from base 1130 to 3271 and encodes 713 amino acids.
CACAAUGGGAGUGAUACGGAAGCAUAGGUAGGGCUACAGUGGCAGACAGACAGAUGUGUGAUGCUCUGAACCGUGGGGCCAUUUCCACUCGCCUGACUGAAGGUAAACUUUUAUCCACCCUCGCACCUUCUCGCCUUUUCGGACGCUGCUUGCACACCUGCUUCUUCUUCUCCCUCUUUUUUUUUUUAAAUGAUCGCCGUUGCCAUCGCACAGGAGGAGCGAUGCAGCACAACGGGGGCUGAAGUGGCGAUAGAUCCUGUUGAAUAGAGACAAGACGUCGAGACGCAGCCCAAAAAAGUGUCCUCCUCACAGUGCGUCAGACCACGGAUAUACAGUGUUGUGGAUGUUAUAGUCGCUACGUGGACACGACGAGGGAUUUGUGAUAUUACCACCCUCCCAAAAUGAAGAGGGGAAUUUGGGCAAAAGGGAAGAACUGCAUCCUCACCUAGCCUUCCUCCUCCUCCUCCUCCACCUCCAGCAGAUGUGUUUGGAGGGGGACUGAGGCGAUUUCGUUUGGCCCCCUUUCACAUCUCCAGCAAGCGUCAGAGGGAUAAAGUCAUUCAGAUUCAUCGGAGCUGCAGAAAACUGUUUCUAUUGUUUUUUUUAAACCUCAACACAUAAAAUGGCAACCAUGAGUGACCACUGUAUAUCAAAGGACGCAUAGGGCGCGAGCCCCGGUCAUGGAGGAUUUAACCACCUGAUGGGCACCGGAGGAGAAAACGAGGGGAGAGGAGACUGUUUUGGCCUCGCUUGUUGACUUGGUGAUUUAUAAUGCUGAACAAAAUAAAGGGCGCUGCAAGUUUUGACUCUGCGUAACGGGCUGUGUGUGCGCGCGCGCCACUGGCCAUCAUUCACAUACUCUUAUUGUAUGAUGUCAUAAACAGUGAAGGCCUAAACAGGCUGAUUAACAUCUCCUGUCAUGUAAGUAGCCACAUGGACUGCACGCAGCAUGAACCCAACUGGGGUGCGUGUUUCACUGUGACAUUCUCUUGAAUCACAGCUCAUCUAUCAAAAGCGUUGAUGUCUCAUUUCGUCUGCGCGCGCGCUUGGAGCAUCAACUUUUAUCAUCUGGCCUGCUGCAUCCACGUCGCGCUGAGGCGGUCACUGUAGAACCGCUCACUGACUGAAGAUGGAGUUUGCCAUGGUGGGUGCGGACGGUGGGUGCAACAGUCACCUGCCUUAUGGAUAUGCCCAAGCUCGCGCACGGGAGAGGGAGCGCGAGAGGGAGCGGCACGCGGCACAGUCCAGAGCGGCGGCAGCGGCGGCGGCUGCUGAAGGUGGAUCCGGUGCGGAGGGAGGAGGAGGAGGAGGAGGAGGCGGCGGCGGCAGUGGCGGCGGCGGCGGCGUUGGCGGGGGGUCUACCACCUCCUCAUGUGCUCAUCUCCUUAACAACCGCCAGCAUCAGUCUCGCGCCGCCUCCUCCACGAGCGCCAACAUCAACAGCGGCGGUACCGCCUCGCGCCCCUCCUCCUCCUCCUCCACCUCCUCCACGCAGCCGCCACAACACCAGCAGGAGCCCGAGCAGCAGCAGCAGCAGCAGCAGCAGCAGCACCACCACCACCACAGAGUUGUCAGAGAGCGCAAAAAGCAGCGCGGCGUCGGACGCUGGAGACGCAGCCGCACGACUUUCGGCGGAGAUCUGCGCCACUCGGAGCUGGCGCUGCUCGGAUCUGAGGAGGACAUCAUGAUAGAGGAGGAAGAGGCCGAGGGAGCGGAGGAAGAGGAGGAGGAGGAUGAGGAGGAGGCGGAUGAAGAGGGCGGCCGGGGAAGCAAGAGGUCAAGCUUUCUGUGUAACAUGGGUGAUGAGGAGGAGACAGUGUCCAUCACUGACCGGAGACCUCAGUCCGGGUAUGAAAACGCUUACAGUGAGUGCGGCUGCUGUGAGAGAGUUGUCAUCAACGUGUCGGGUCUGAAGUUUGAGACGCAGCUCAAGACUCUCACUCAGUUCCCGGACACUCUCCUGGGAGACCCCGACAAGAGAAUCCGGUACUUUGACCCGCUGAGGAACGAGUACUUCUUCGACCGGAACCGACCGAGUUUUGACGCUAUUCUAUACUAUUACCAGUCAGGCGGGCGGUUGAAAAGACCCGCCAAUGUGCCGUUUGACAUCUUCUCGGAGGAGGUGAAGUUUUAUGAACUCGGGGAGGAGGCAAUCCUGAAGUUCAGGGAGGAUGAGGGUUUUGUUAAGGAGGAGGAGAAACCUCUGCCCGAGGACGAGUUUAAGCGCCAGAUCUGGCUGCUCUUUGAGUAUCCGGAGAGCUCGAGUCCAGCCAGAGGGAUAGCAGUGGUGUCCGUCCUCGUCAUUGUCAUUUCUAUCGUCAUAUUCUGCCUGGAGACGCUGCCGGAGUUCAGGGAUGAAAAGGAGUAUCUGCAGCCACGACACAACUCCACACAGCAGCAGGACCACGGGUUCACUCCUUUCAACGACCCCUUUUUCAUCGUGGAGACGGUUUGCAUCAUCUGGUUCUCUUUUGAGAUUAUAGUCCGCUUCUUUGCGAGUCCCAGCAAAACCCAAUUCUUUAAAAACAUUAUGAAUUCUAUAGACAUUGUUUCCAUUUUGCCUUAUUUCAUAACUCUCGGCACGGACCUGGCGCAGCACCAAGGCAACGGGCAACAGGCGAUGAGCUUCGCCAUCCUGAGAAUAAUCCGCUUGGUCAGGGUGUUCCGAAUCUUCAAACUGUCCAGACACUCCAAGGGUCUGCAGAUCCUGGGUCACACUCUGCGCGCCAGCAUGAGGGAGCUGGCCCUCCUCAUCUUCUUCCUGGUCAUUGGUGUCAUCCUCUUCUCCAGUGCGGUGUACUUCGCAGAGGCGGACGAGCCGUCGUCUCAGUUCACGAGCAUCCCGGACGCUUUCUGGUGGGCUGUAGUGACCAUGACCACAGUGGGCUACGGGGACAUGAAGCCCAUCACUGUCGGUGGCAAGAUAGUGGGCUCCCUCUGCGCCAUCGCUGGUGUGCUAACCAUUGCGCUCCCGGUGCCAGUGAUAGUGUCCAACUUCAACUAUUUUUACCACAGGGAGACCGACAAUGAAGACCAGCCGCCGGUGGUGGAGAGCAUGCCACCGGGGUGUCCUUACUUCCCGGACUUUCUACGGAAAUUUAAAGGUUCGCCGUCAGGAUCCUCACUGGGCGACAAAGCGGAGUAUAUGGAGAUGGAGGAGGGGGUCACUGAGUCUCUAUGUGGUUUGGACAAGAGCCCGAGUAAAGGAAACGGCACAGAUAUAAGCAGAAAAAACAGUACUAACUCUAAAUCCAUUCAGACUGAUGUGUGAUUACAGGUAGAGUUUUUUGUUUUUUUUUAUUCUUUUCUUUUUCUAAAGAAGAAUACUCCCUAUUAUGCCUAUAGCAGCAGGUGGUCCCCUCUAACUCAAGUCUCUCUCUCUCUCUCUGUCUGUCUGUCUGUCUCUCUCUGUCUCUCUCUCACAAAAACAUACACACACGAGCAAUUGGCAAUUUUCAUUCUUAGAACAAAAGUUUCUUUCAGUUUUUCAAAUCAACCAUUAGUGGGAAAUUAUGACCAAUAUUUGCCAAAUGGAUAAUUCAUCCAACCUGAAUGGGCUUCCAAAUCUGACAUGAAAUUUCAAAUUCUAGAGAAGACAACCUAUGCAUUCGCACUUUAUGGGUUUCAUCUGUCAAUAAGAAAAUGGAUAGGGAUGGUCGUUUUGCAGUUAUGCAAUAAAAGUAAAAAAAAAUAAUAAUAAUGUGUUUGCACUAAUGUAGAAAUUACGCUGGGUUUGGCAUAUUUUUAUUGUAGAGACAAAACUGUAGGCCAUGCAGAUGGCAAUACAUGUGUCAUCCUCCAACCACUAAGCAGAAGAAUGUUUGAGCAACUUCCUCAAUAAGAGCAAACUUUAAACAACCCCCUCAUAUGCUGCUACUUAAAAAUUGGACUCAAAUAAAGGAAAAUUCUAAAAUAGAUAAAAAAGGACUUUGGUCCCUGGUCCAACACAUAAUAUCAACGGCUGCUCAAUGAUAAGACUUAGUAUUUAGCAGUACAUCAAAUAAACCAGGGCUAGAAUUAUUUUUAUAACAUCUUCACAAAUAUUCUUUUCCACAAGAGGCCUGAAAAGCCUUGUAUUGUUGACCCACCAUGAAAGUUAAGCACAUGAAUCAUCAGAGUCAAAAAUGGCUGGAGAAAAGACUUGCCCUGCCAGCUUUUGUUUGGACAGGCUCGGAGCCUUGGCAUAUCAACCACCUCAAAAUGACAAUAUCCCUUUACAUGGACACAGAUGGAAAGCUAUAGCAAAAAUUACUUUUCUUGUGGAAACUCCUUGGAGAGGCGAUUAUGAGGACCUUCCUCUCCUGUCCACUGGACUUGUGCACAAAUCUUUUUUCUUUUUUUUUCCCCCUCAAGAGGACUAUGAUUACCUCCUGAGCUCAGAGGAUCUUCAGGAUGUGGAUGUCUUCCAAGCGCUGCCAGUUACAGGGACAGGGAGUAUCCCCCACAUCUGUGGAAACCCCAGAGAACAAGCAAAACAUUGUGGCCGGUCGUCAUGAGCACGGGGCGGACACUCACAACAACAACAACAACAACAACAACAACAACAACUGGAAGAGACUCGACAUUGGGACGAGUGGAGAUGAGAGUUACUGUGUGACAUCAGUAAACACACCCAGGAGGGUUGGGACUGGAGAUUGCAAAUGAGUGAGUCAUGGCCCAACAUGAUUGCCUUAAUUACUACACAUACACAGACGUAUGGAGCGAUGAAACUAAGAGACUUAAACAAGUUCAAAGAUGUUUUCUUUACAUGUGAAAAAAGUGUCUUGUAAGGAACAGAUGUGAAUAUUUUAAUAUGAUAGAGUUAAUGUUUGGUUGUAAUGUCGACAUAAUGUUUUAGUUGGGUCGGCUUUGUAGGUGUCAUUGGUGACUAAAGUGGUGAGUUUGCUCUCUGCUUCUGCGCAGUCAGCAGUAUGACUUAAUCUAUUUUUAUCUUGUUUCAUAUUGUCAACCAAACAAGGCUGGCCUGAGUUACUCUCUCAAACGCUGGCAACUUGAAAACUUAAGUCAUAACACAUGAAAAUCCUCAUUCAGAAAAAUGUGUAUUGUGAGCGUUGGGAGAGAAACAGGAGACAAAUACUGACUGAUUAAUUGCAACACACUGAGAGACAUCAGAACAAUAUCCUCUUACAUUAAGAUCCACUUACACUAAAGCAAAGAUGUCAGGCACAUUAACGUCAUCAUCAAUCUGCCACAUUCACUUUCUAUCACAGAAAAACAGCGGAUGUCACCGCCCGAGAAUCAUCAACAUAAAGAUGAAAUACCUUAGGUUUUUUUCUCAGAUGCAAAUUUAGAGCUGACCAGCUGCUUUGUCGAUAUGUUUUCACUUUGACUUUAACUGUAUGCAAAAGUAACAUGGACGUGUGUUCUAUAUUUUUUUAAACCUAGCCUUGAUAAUUACAUAACCAAAGGUAAAACCCUGAAUUUAUUGUAUGUCGUGGACUUCUGGAGAUGUUGUGACAUAGAUGCACACUGAAUAGGAAAAAAAAUGUAAAUAACAGACGUUUAUACUUGUGUGUCCUAAGAUGUGUUACAGAUAGAUUAAUUUGAGAUUUUUUUUUUUUUACUUUCUUUGACUGUUACAACCAUCAACCAUAAUCAUCUGUGUUUGUUUUGUCCUCGCUGAUACAAUCACUUUCUUCAUAUUGUUUUGGAUGCUGCCUCAUCUUUAAGUUUUACCUCUCAUUCCCUCUUUUAUUUGUCAUAUGAAAUCAUACGGUUGCUAAUGUUCGUAAGCGUUGUCAUAAAAAGCCCUGGAGGGUGUUUCCUCUGUUAGACCUGCAAUGUUAUCCAUAAAUGAAAUGAUAAGAGGUGUUUUCUUUCACCUUUUAGUAGUAGUAAUAAGUUAUAUAUUCUACUUUUAUGAAGACAGUGUUUUAUUUUCCUACAUUUUCCUUUAAAAUGAUAUAAUUAACUGACUGUGUUCAAAUAAUGGCACUUAAAAGGUUGACUUUAGAGCUCUUUAUCAUAGUGUCUGUUUCCUCUAUGUCAAAAAAAUAAUAAUUGACUUUUCCUCAACAAUGUGUAUUUGUAAUUACCUCAAUAUUUGUUUCAUUAGGAAAAGUUGUUAGCUUCAUGUUCAGGUUUUCCAUUGUGUCAGAUGAACCAACAGGAUAGUCACAAUACUUGGAUGUCAGUACUGAGAAAUCCUUGUCAGAAAAGAAUAAAUAUAAACCAAUACCAGCAGUUUUACCACAAAAGGUUUAGCAAUUUUUAAAUCUGCCAAGUGUUUAAUACUACUACUACAAGUAAUGAAAAGGGCCCUCAUGACAGCAGAUGUGUAAAUUAAAAGAAGAAUUUAAAGUUGAAAAGAACAGAUUGAUAUUGUAUUUACUUUCUUGAGACAGAUAAUAAUAUCAAAACCACUUUGCUGCCUCUUAGCUUCCCUUCAUGCUUAUAAUUUUUGUUUAAGUUUAUUGACUUAAAGGUUUGGCCAGGACAGUAUAUUUUUGCCAAGUUGUUGCUGUUGCACUGGAUCACUUUUUCUUUUCUUUUCUUUAAUAUUCAACAAACUUUUUACAACAUUAUAAAUAACAGAUCUGUUGAGUAGCUGGUAGACAGUUUUACUAUUUGAAAGAUCCAGGCUGGCAGUUUCCACUGUUUCCAGCCUCCAGCUACUUUCUCUAUCUACAUUUUAUACAGACAUGAGGGAGGUAUUGAUCUUUUCACCUGACCCCCAGUAAGAAAAGAAAUACUCCCAUGUCCCAAAGUCCACACAAUUGCUCCGAUAUCUGAAACAAAAAACAUACAGCCUGUAUGAAAGAAAUACAUUCUGAGAGGUGAUUUAAAAUGAGAUGUUACCAGAUUAUUGCUUCUGGAGUUUCAAUUUGCAAAAGUGUAGGAGGGAUGUAGCAGCGAGGCGGCUUACACAACUAUCAAUAACCAAUAGUGGCCAGAAGCUGCAGUGCAAUGAUUUUGAUGACGUUGUGAGAGACAAAUCUAUCUAGUGAGGUUAUACAGUGAGGUAUUAACACAGAGCAGCACAAAAGAAGCACAGACAUAGAGUGUAAUAUGUCCACAGGUUAGUGCAGAGAACAACAUCAGCCUGAGAACAACGCACCAAAUCAGGCAGAAAACAAAACAAGCACAAAGUGAGAACUGAAUGAAAUCUGUGUAACUGGACACUUUAAACCUCAAUCUAGUCGUUAAAAUAAUUUGUUUAGAGGGUGCAAUUGUGUGGAGAUCACUCAUAAACCAGACAAGGGCAGUGCACUGUACUCUACUGUACUAUAUGAAGACAGGAAGAAGAUAUUUAAGGGGAUUGAAUGUAACAGGAGGAAGACUAAUUUAUCUCCGUGUGAGUUGAAUGAGACUCGUGCAGAAAAUGAAAAUGUCAUAAUCCAGAGUGAGGAGGGCAUUUAUCAUGGUUCUAUCAUGGUGAUAUCAGGAUGAGUGGGCACAACAAAUAUCAUGAAGGCCAAACAACAAAUGAAAAUGUCUGGAACUUAGUAUGUUCCUGUGGGUGUUAGCAUUACCUCCAGUGAUAGGCGACAUCCAUACUACUCCAUUUAAAAAAAAACAACUACAAAGAACUAAAUCAAAGAAACACUGCUGGCUUAAUUUUCGUGUACUUUCAGUUCCAGUCUCACCUCGUUGUCAGUCUACGAACAAAAUCCUUGUUCUACUAUUUGCUGUUGUGGUUUCUUGUUAGUAAGACUCUCUGAAACUUAGCAAACAGCUGCAGGGGAGAGACAUUGGCAUGUGCAUGCCCAUUGUACCUGAAUGGUCGCAUGAUAUACAUUUUUUUGGCAUAUUAAUGUAAACAUAGGUUGCUUCGGAAACAGAGCUAAAACGCUUGUCUGGAUGCAGAACAUUUUUUAAUUUCAAAAUGAAAACGUGUAGUAUGGAUACAGCCAUAGUGUUUGUGGUUACUCCUCACAGCAGCUGGUGAGUCAAUCUUAAAAGCUGUUACGGAGGUUAACAGUUUAACAGUCUGUGAGAGGACAGUAGCUAUCAACACACAGAACAAGGUGAGAGACCAUUUGAAUUAUUAUCACCUCUGAGCUGCGAAACUCACUGGGGAUACGUUACUAACGAUCCCAGCUGCUGGCCAGAGGCAGAGAUUUCACCCAACACCUUUUAAUCGUUUUCAAUGAUGCUGUUAAAACAAAUGUAAGAUAUAAGAUAAAUAAAUAAAUAAAUGAAUGAAAGAAGAAUUUGAGUAACUGGGAAGACAAUGCCCACUGGAGAUUGAUUUUUACUUUGUCAGUGUCCACACUUUGAGAACCUGCUUUUGUGUUCAAGCUCAGAUAAUUCUGUGGCAUAAACAACUCAGGAACCAGUGUUUGAAUUACACCCUGACAUUUGGGGGAGCCCUAUUUUCAGGUGGCACCAGUACGUAAACAUGUCACAUGGAAGUGUCAUUUUCAGAGUACUAUGUAAACAUCAUCACACGUCAUCAUGUCAUUUCUCCACUGUCCUGCACGGGUGGCAACAACAGGAAAAGCAUUAGGUGUAGACGAAUCUGGCAAAGUACCGGAAGUAAACAAGCCGCCAUUGCUGCGGUGGCGUCUCCCUUACAGUAUAUGUGCAAAUGGGAGCUGUCACAAGAAGUGUACAUUUCUACUUUUACCUGUACUUUUUAUGCAGCAUUCAUUUGAAAAAGAUGUCGAGGAAGUCGGGAAGAACCUGCGCAAUUCUCGGCUGCUCCAACAGCAGUGGGAACUUAGUUCCCAACAGCAACAGCAUGAUAACUUUUGGUUAACACUCACAAUGAACAGCAUGCGGCUGCCUAGGUUAACACAGUGAAAGCUAAGCUAAGCUAACUUCGCUUAGCUAGCUCACGGUAGACGCCUCUAUCAAGGCUGCCGUGGUCGCGCAGAGUAAAUGAACUCAAUGUGGUGUUAAAUUGUGAAAUAUGACGUAACUUGCUCUAACUGGGGCAACCUAAUAACCACAACGUAAACAUCAAGUGGCUGAGUUAAUCAGUGGUGGAGGUAAAUAAUUACAACUACUCACAUAGCUGUAAUUCAUUGUGGAAUACUCAUACUUUUGGGAGUUUUUCUGGCACAAACGGCUCGCCGGAUUCGUCUAUAUUAGUGAAGACAAUGACAAAUAUUCGGCAAAGCGAUUUGUAAUAAGCGAAUAAACACAUAUUGAUAUAUUUCACUCGUAUAAGUAGGAUUUCAGGGGAGCUUGUGUUCUUGUGUCCCCCGUAAUUUGAACCACGUCAGGAACUCAUUUAAUAUUCUGUGCUUCCCACAGAGCAACACAGGCAAGAUUAACUUUAAGUUGAAUGCCUCCAUUAAUCACUUACAAAUGAUUUUCUCCUCUUAAAAAAAGCCACAUUUAAGACCAUUGAAGACAACAGCCAGAUUUGACUGACACACAAUCAGACCAUGUGCUUCUCACAUUUUAUUUUAACUUUCAGAACAUAAAAUAAAAGAUAGGUGCUGAGAUGGUUCAGGAUAUUUCUUUUUUAUUUGUACAUUUAGGCAAAGCACAAACCAUCCGAUAUUUUAGUGUCAUUGUGAAAAGAAAUCGAAAAAAUACCAUUGGAUAUUGAUUAAAACAUAAACAUCUAACAGUUUCAUUUAACUCUUUUCACAGUGAUAUAUUGUGACUAAGAACUUCAGCCGGGGAAAUGGUUUUAUUAUCGACCUGGCUGUGAUAAACUGCGAUGUGUUUUUGCUUUUAUUGAACACCUGGACGCUGCCAAUUUUAAUUUUACUACUGAGCGAGAAGGAGGAGCCAAAAAUAACCAGAAAACAGCCUGAGGCCACUGAUGAUAGUAUAGCCAAACUUUGACGUUUGUCAGUGAGUGAUCAGAAUUGAUGUGAUGUUAAAAAUCAUUAAUGUACUGUUUAUUAAAUUAUUUAAAAAAGGGACAAACAAUUAUCAAGUAUCACUUCACAUUACAGCACAGUUAUGGUAAUACCACCUUACGUCUAAUGCAUUGUUCAGCUUUGUCAUAUCAGUGUAAUAGUGUAAAAACAGUAUAAUAAUUUUUCAUUCAUUACAUUUUAACUCCAAAAUAAUUUCCAGUUAAUACCCUGGUAAUCAGAAUUGAUAUUUGAUGUAUUACAAAGUUGAAAUUAAAUGUAAUUUUCCACUGUUUUAGCAAUUAUUUGGUGAUUACUAUACAAAUAAUACAGAAUUGUUAUAAUAUUAAGUCCUAAUAAUAUGUAUUACUAAACUAUUACCAUGUACACUGUAAUGUAAAGUGUUGCCAAACAAAAAACAUGACUAAAAACAACCUGACUAAGCCCAGUGUGUGCACUCAGGCUCAGUUUGAAGUCACAUAUACAGACAAAUGUAUUGCAGCGUGUUUACUGUAACAUCCACAGAGUUAGAAAACACCAGGGAGAGUUUUAUGUCUUAGUCUCCUUAUAAACAAGGUGGAGAUGAGGAGCGCUGCAAAACUGUUGUUUCGUAUCUGCAUUGGAUUUCAAGUCGUUUAGCACCAUCUGUGUCCUGCAAAACAGUAUUAAUGCUCAGCAUUGGAAAUCCAGUCAUCACAAUGUUUGUCUGGUCACAUCUGUAAUGAGGAAACGUUUCCAUUAUAUGUGACAAAUACAUUAAAUAUUCAAUACUAAUACACUAAUUAAUAAUAAAAAAGAGAGUGAACACUUAAUCAUCACAGUAUUUGAUAGCCUGUGUGAUUUUAAAUCCAGCCCUUAAUUGGUUUAAUUGGUUAGUGAAUGUAAUAUUAUUUUGUUGGCUAUCAGUAAUUAGGGAUGGAACAAUACCACUUUUCCAUGUCCGAUAGUGUACCGAUAUCAGUCCAAUAAUGUUAUUUUAGACUUUUUCAACUAAGUUAAAAACGCGUUUGUGCAGCCAUUUUAAGCUGUUUCAAGAAAAACAACUAUCCAACUGUGUAACAUGCAUUAAAGAAGAGAAAUAA